Molecule: messenger RNA, 583 nt
Organism: Paramecium sonneborni
Lineage: Eukaryota; Ciliophora; Oligohymenophorea; Peniculida; Parameciidae
Source: the annotation of a GenBank genome assembly
AUGCUCUUCAAAUUGAUCCAGAAAUACAACAGGAAGGGCUAUUUAGGAAAUGUUAUUAUAGAAUUUGGAAAUGGUAAACUAAAAAUAAUUAGAAUGGUUUAAAAAAGAACAUUUAGAUAAUAUUAUAGCUUUAGCUGCAAUUUCACAUGUUAGAAAACAUAAUUAAGCCGCUAUAUAAACUUUUUUUAUUAUAAAAAUUUAUAUGAAUAAGAAUAUGAAUAAAAAAGUAAUACUAUAUUCUUUAAGUUAAGCUUUUAUGAUCGCUAAGAAAAAUGCACACGAAUUUAAAAUUAAUAUAAAAUAGCAUCAAUUUAAGCAUUUCAAACAUCUUUAGAAACUUCAUCUAGAAUGGAUAGAUAGUUUAUAAAAGUAAAUAAUAGUAGAAAAAUUAUGGGAUAAACAAGAUUAGGUCAUUUUUCACCUAUAGGAUGCAUUCAUUUACAAAAAAAAUAAAAAAAGUGAUGCUUUUUGAUGUUGUAAGGUAUCUGAAAUAGCAAUGUAAGAUUCAAGUAUCCUCCAUAAUGAUGUGGUUUUGAUUUACUUUAUAAUUCCAUUGCUCCAAUAGAUAAAGAUAAUAAUAUGA